Molecule: messenger RNA, 1437 nt
Organism: Culex quinquefasciatus (southern house mosquito)
Lineage: Eukaryota; Metazoa; Arthropoda; Insecta; Diptera; Culicidae
Product: borealin
Exons: 3
Coding region: 249-1259 (336 amino acids)
Biological process (GO): mitotic sister chromatid segregation
Cellular component (GO): spindle midzone; chromosome, centromeric region; chromosome passenger complex
Source: RefSeq, a predicted model, not a curated record
CGAACACAUUGGCUCUUCCAACGAAUAUUUUGCAAGCGAAACUUUAAACUUGUAAAAUAUCCUCAAUUUGUAACAAAAAGACUGUUUAUUGGGCUGUACAUAAUUUUGUUUUAAUGUUUAACAACUGGUGAACUACGGGUACAACAAAUUUCCUAUGAUUUAGUGGAAGAGUUUGACUAAAAACAGUCUGUGAUAGCGAAAGCAUUGUGUUCGUGUCCGGAACUUGCCACCGAACGUCAAGUUUCAGAAUGGUUCGCACCAAGCCAUCCCGCCACGGCAACACCAAACGGAACCGGACCAGCUUCCAGGAGGAGAAACUGAACGCAAAGAUUCGUGACUUUGACAUUUUGGCGGAAGGCCUACUGGCGAACCUGGAGUCCGUGUACAGCAACAGCUUGGACGACCAGUUGCGGAAGUUGCACUUGGUGAAGAACCGGAUGCCCAAGCGGGUGCUGCAGAUGAAGAUGGGUGACCUGCGGCUGUUGACCGGCGUCAAGACCUUUGCAGAUUUGGAGAAAAUGUCCGUGGAGGCGAUCGACGCGAUGAGUUCUAUCGGCUCGAGCCAGUUCUCGCAGAGUUUCGGCAACGGCAACGAGAAGACCGAAAAGAAGCUGUCCAAGGCCGACGAGGGUUAUCUCACCGAGGACAGCGGCCUGGGCUGCAACCCGCUGCCGGACCUGAUGAUGUCCGCUUCGAAAGCCCGUCCGUACGGCCCGUUGGCAUCGGCGAUGAAGAACCGUCGCCGGAGCAAGUCCGUGUCCGGCCAGGCCACCCCGUCCAAAGGUCACGCUUCCCUCUUGCUCGGCAUCAAGUCCAAGAAGACCUUCGGCGCAAGUCAAUCGCUCUUCGCCGCAGCCGCCGCCGACAACAAUCGCCACUCGCGGUCCAAGUUCCGGACGCCCAACGCCGCGGCAGGUCGCCUCCAGACGGUCAGCACGGAUCGCGGUCUUAGCCUGAUUACGCCCAAGGUGCAACCAAACACGCCGAUGGCCUUACUGAGACACGCGCGCGCAGGGGAAAGCAUCUACUCUAUGACCGGUAGUCCGGUUAUAACGGCCGCCAUGGUGGAGGAAACGGCCAACGUUAACAUCCCGGUCGCGAACGGAAUGCUAUCGAUUCGACCCACCGACAUGGAAAGUUUCGAUGCGGGACUGCUUCAGCGUAUCGACCCGGGAACGUUGGAACAUCUCAAGAAGCUGCAGAGGAAUCUGAACAAGAUUAUGCAGAUCGCCGAGGAGCGUCAACUGCAGAAGCUGUGAAUAGACUGGCAUACUUUGUAUUUUAUCAUUAGUUGCCUUACUUAAUUUUGCAAUGUCACUCAUUAUGUGUAGAAUAAUUCAUGUUUGUUUGAAGAUUAGUUAAUUGUAUCGCAUGGAGAGAGGAGAUAAUUCUCUGAUGACUGGUUCCUAAUCCUUACUGAAAUAGCAGUUUUUAAAU